Molecule: messenger RNA, 499 nt
Organism: Rhinopithecus roxellana (golden snub-nosed monkey)
Lineage: Eukaryota; Metazoa; Chordata; Mammalia; Primates; Cercopithecidae
Product: caspase-10-like
Exons: 2
Coding region: 4-483 (159 amino acids)
Biological process (GO): negative regulation of extrinsic apoptotic signaling pathway via death domain receptors
Molecular function (GO): protein binding
Source: RefSeq, a predicted model, not a curated record
GCCAUGAAAUCUCAAGGUUCCAGUUCAGAUAAAAACUGUAAAGUGAGCUUUCGUAAGAAGCUUCUGAUUAUUGAUUCAAACUUGGAGGUCAAAGAUGUGGAGCGCCUCAAGUUUCUCUGCAUAGGAUUGGUUCCCAACAAGAAGCUGGAGAAGUCCAGCUCAGCCUCAGAUGUUUUUGAACAUCUCUUGGCAGAGGAUCUGCUGAGUGAGGGAGACUCUUUCUUCCUGGCGGAACUCCUAUAUAUCAUAGGGCAGAAGAAGCUGCUGCAGUACCUCAACUAUACCAAAGAGGAAGUGGAGCAAUUGCUACCUAUCAAAGGAAAGAUCUCUCUAUUUAGAAACCUGCUCUACGAACUAUCACAAAGCAUUGACUCAGAGAACUUAAAGGAGAUGAUCUUCCUUCUGAACGACUCUCUUCCCAAAACCGAAAUGGUGAGUGGGUCAUACAGAAUGGGUCUGUGUGGGCACUGUCUUAAUCAAUGAUUAGAAAGAUGCUGGA